AUCACAGCAGAUCAACUAUUUAAGCUUAGCUUUUACUUGAAAGAUGACCUCCGAGGAGGAAGAGAGACUGAUGUUCCCGUCGUUCCUCUUUCCGGAGAUUUUCCCGGCGGACGCGGCCACACCAGACUCCGGUGCCGAGCAGAAGAAGGCUAGCCGGCAGCGGCGAAGGCGGAAUGCUCGUCCGGUGGUGGAGGGCGAUGGCGACGACACCGCAGCGAAGAAGCGGCGUCUGAGCGACGAUCAAGCACAGUUCCUUGAGAUGAGCUUCAGGAAGGAGCGGAAGCUUGAGACCCCGCGCAAGGUGCAGCUCGCCGCCGAGCUUGGCCUCGACACCAAGCAGGUGGCCGUGUGGUUCCAGAACCGCCGCGCCCGAUACAAGAGCAAGCUCAUAGAGGAAGAGUUCUCCAAGCUGCGCGCGGCCCACGACGCCGUCGUCGUCCACAACUGUCACCUCGAGGCCGAGCUUCUGAGGCUCAAGGAGAAGUUGGCCGAGACAGAGGAGGAGAAGGGCAAGGCCAUGGCUGCGGCGGUGACCGCAGGCGUCGGGGCCAGCAGCCCGACCUCGUCGUCGUUCUCAACGGUGACGCACCACGCGGAGAUGGUGGAUCAGUUCGAGAUGGAUGAUGCGGAGGCCGACCUCGCCUACAUGAGCGAGUACGCCUACAACAGCUACAUGAUGGACAUGACGGCCGGCGGAUACCUCGGAGGCCUCUACGAUCAAUUCAGCUGAUUUGGAUCGAUACAGUCUAGUUCAAUUAAUAUGAUCGAAGUACGUAUGCACGUAGCAGCAGUAGUAGAAGGUCGGAACUCAGAAGUA
Messenger RNA from Lolium rigidum, 817 nucleotides. RefSeq names its product homeobox-leucine zipper protein HOX12-like. The record is from RefSeq and is a predicted model, not a curated record. NCBI's taxonomy places the organism in Eukaryota, Viridiplantae, Streptophyta, Magnoliopsida, Poales, Poaceae. Gene Ontology annotation, cellular component: nucleus. Gene Ontology annotation, molecular function: sequence-specific DNA binding; DNA-binding transcription factor activity, RNA polymerase II-specific. The coding region runs from base 44 to 730 and encodes 228 amino acids. The transcript is spliced from 3 exons. Gene Ontology annotation, biological process: positive regulation of DNA-templated transcription.